Molecule: messenger RNA, 3016 nt
Organism: Drosophila hydei
Lineage: Eukaryota; Metazoa; Arthropoda; Insecta; Diptera; Drosophilidae
Product: cytosolic 10-formyltetrahydrofolate dehydrogenase
Exons: 4
Coding region: 184-2925 (913 amino acids)
Biological process (GO): 10-formyltetrahydrofolate catabolic process; biosynthetic process; one-carbon metabolic process
Cellular component (GO): cytoplasm
Molecular function (GO): aldehyde dehydrogenase (NAD+) activity; formyltetrahydrofolate dehydrogenase activity
Source: RefSeq, a predicted model, not a curated record
CGCUUUGCAGCCCGCUUCUUCUUAAUUAUUAUUAAAAAAUAAAAACUAAAACUCAUUAGAUUAGCAAGUAAAUUUGAAGUGGAAAAAGUAGUUCGCAAGUGAUAAGCAAAUAUAAAGAAAUUGUUAACAAAUUCAACUGUUUUGAGAGUGUGUUAAAUAGUCAAAAUUACAAAGUGCACAAAAAUGAAUUCGAAUCUGCGCAUCGCGAUUAUUGGUCAAAGCAAUUUUGCUGCUGAUGUGUUGGAGCUCAUUUUGGAGCGUUCGAGGUUCCAAGUAGUGGGCGUGUUUACCAUACCGGACAAGGGCAGCCGAGAGGAUGUCUUGGCUACCACAGCUGCCAACCACAAUAUACCCGUCUUUAAGUUUGCCAGCUGGCGACGCAAGGGCAUCGCUCUGCCCGAGGUGUUGGAACAGUAUAAGUCCGUGAAGGCAGAGUUGAAUGUGCUGCCCUUUUGCUCACAGUUCAUACCAAUGGAGGUGAUUGAUGGCGCUAGUUUGGGCAGCAUUUGCUAUCAUCCAUCCAUAUUGCCUCGGCAUCGUGGUGCCAGUGCCAUAUCGUGGACACUCAUCGAGGGCGAUGAGGUCGCUGGCUUCAGCAUUUUCUGGGCUGAUGAUGGCUUGGACACGGGACCAUUGCUGCUGCAGCGCCAAACGAAUCUCGAGCCCACAGACACCUUGGACACCAUCUAUAAGAGAUUCCUUUACCCAGAGGGCGUAAAGGCCAUGGGCUUGGCUGUGGACAUGGUAGCCAAUGGCACAGCGCCGAAGAUAGUGCAAACCGAGGUGGGCGCCACCUAUGAUCCAGCCAUGUUUAAGGCAGAGAAUCAACGGCUGUGCCUCGAUCAGUCAGCUAAGCGCAUUUGGAAUUUCGUGCGCGGCUUGGACUCAGUGCCGGGAGCCAUAGCCACAGUGGUGCUCGACGAUGGCACUGAGGAGCAGGUGCGUUUCUUUGGAGCACAUCUCUAUUCCGCUGGACCCGUCAAAAAUGGCAAACCCUUGAAGCUGGUUGGCUUGGCGAAGCCCGCCUGGGUGCAUGAGGGCGGCCUCCUGAUCGAGGGCACCGAUGGCGCCUUCGUCAAUGUGCGCCGCAUCAAGCGCGGCACCAAAAUGAUCAACGCCAGCGAUUGGUUCAAGCAGGCUGAGCAUCAGCCCAUAACAGACUUCAGCGAGGAUGAGCUGGCCAAGAAGGCGCAGCUAUCGAGCAUAUGGCAGGCCAUAUUGAAGGCCCCCAUUGAAGGAGCCACAGAUUUCUUUGCCGCUGGCGCUGGCUCAAUGGAUGUGGUGCGUCUGGUCGAGGAGGUCAAGGAUGCAUUCGAUGUGCCGCUGGAGAACGAGCACGUGUUUAUGGCGCCGGUCUUCGACGAGUUCUUCGACCUGCUCAUUCGCACCUUGCGCGAAGGUAGCGGCGGUGCCGGCGGGAAGCAGGUGGAGUACCAGGGCUUCCAGCUCAAGGCAAACAAACGCGACAUACGCGUGCCCACACAGCUCUUCAUCAACGGCGAAUUCGUGGAUGCUGAGGAGCAACGCGUGCUGGAUAUUAUAAAUCCAAGCGAUGAGCAGCUGCUCUGCAAGGUGGCCUGUGCCAGCCCCAACGACGUGGACAAGGCGGUGCAGGCCGCGCACAAGGCGUUCUUUGGCUCGUGGAAACAGGUAUCAGCCAGGCAGCGCGGCCAACUCAUGUUGAAGUUGGCGGACCUGAUGGAGCAGCACAAGGAGGACUUGGCUACCAUCGAAUCGGUUGACUCUGGCGCUGUUUACACUCUGGCGCUGAAGACACACAUCGGCAUGUCCAUCGAUGCCUGGCGCUACUUCGCCGGCUGGUGCGAUAAGAUACAGGGCAAUACGAUACCCGUGAACCCCGCUAGACCCAACAAUGUUUUGACUUUUACGCGCAAGGAACCGAUUGGAGUCUGUGGCCUGGUUACACCAUGGAAUUACCCCUUGAUGAUGCUCUCCUGGAAAAUGGCUGCGUGCAUAGCGGCUGGCAACACCUGCCUGAUUAAGCCGGCGCAAACUUGCCCCUUGACAGCUCUGAAGUUUGCCGAGCUGACAGUCUUGGCUGGCUUUCCUGCUGGAGUCAUCAAUGUUCUACCUGGCAAAGGCUCCGAUGCGGGUCAGGCUGUUGCCGACCAUCACUUGGUGCGCAAAUUGGGCUUCACGGGCUCCACGCCCAUUGGCAAACAUAUUAUGAAAUCCUGCGCCGACUCCAAUUUGAAGAAAUGUUCGCUGGAGCUGGGCGGCAAGAGUCCUUUGGUCAUAUUCGCUGACUGCGACCUGGACAAGGCUGUGAAGCAUGGCAUGUCUUCAGUCUUCUUUAACAAAGGUGAAAACUGCAUUGCCGCUGGGCGUCUCUUCGUGGAGGAUCGCAUUCAUGAUGAGUUCGUGCGCCGUGUGCUGAAGGAUCUGCGCUCCAUGACCAUUGGAGAUCCGCUGAAUCGUUCCACAGCACAUGGACCACAGAACCACAAAGCUCACAUGGAUAAGCUGGUGGAAUACUGCCAACAAGGUGUCGCCGAGGGCGCUAAGCUUGUCUAUGGCGGCUGUCGUGUGCCCAAUAUGAAGGGCUAUUUCUUUACACCCACCGUCUUCACAGAUGUCGAGGAUGAUAUGUACAUAGCAAAAGAGGAGUCCUUCGGUCCCAUCAUGAUCAUAUCCAAGUUCAAUGGCAGCGACGUCGACUCGGUAAUGGCGCGCGCCAAUCGCUCUGAAUACGGCUUGGCCAGCGGCGUCUUCACCAAGGACAUUAGCAAGGCACUUAGCUUUGCCGAUCGCAUUGAGGCUGGCACCGUCUUCGUCAAUGUCUAUAAUAAAACGGAUGUGGCUGCUCCAUUUGGCGGCUUCAAGCAGAGCGGCUUUGGCAAGGAUCUCGGCCAGGAGGCGCUCAACGAGUAUCUGAAGACCAAGUGUGUUACCAUCGAGUACUGAAGAGAAAAUAAGUGUAAAAAAUUCACAAUAUUCUAUUAAUAGAGCACAAAAGACUUAACCCAGUUAAAUAUUAGCUUACAUAUUGCAUAAU